AAAAUCAAAUAAAAAUCUUAUUGUUAAGCUGUCAAAAAUCUGGCAAAGUCGCCUAUCGUUUUCUAAUCUUCAGUUUUGUUCCAUCCUAAUUUAAUUUUUGUGGUGCCUAAAAAUCCACGUAUUAUAUUUCUUUUCGCAAUAUUUAUACAGUUUUAUAUAAUAUUUAGUGCUAGUGUGAGUUUAGGAAGACAUUGUGUUUUAUAGAAGGAAAUAUGGAUAUAGCAGUACCGUUAAUUUUUGUCGGUGUGUUAGUUAUUGGUUCGUUUUCGUUAUUUUUGGUAUUCAAACUGGGCAUUAAAAAGAAAAGCUAUGAGGAAGCACUUGCCGAACACCGAAAACAAACUAGUGCUCUUCUAGGGCCUAAACUCAAACCAAAAGAGAAGAAAAGUAAAAAGGCUGCCAAAAAGGUAAAUAAAGAGAAAUCUUCAGGAAAUAACAUUGAAAAUGAGACGCCAGAAGAAACAGAAUCUCCAGACCCCAAGAACAUUGCAGAAAAAGUUAUAGAGAAAACCUCGGAGAAAUCAAAAGUAACUCAACAGGAAAAGUCUGUCAACCCUAAAGGUAAACCUUCACCCAAACACCCUAAAAUUCACGUCGACUUCAAGGAAGAGCCUGAGGAAGUUCCUGUUGAGAUUCCUGUUGAAAAAGAAGUAAAGGAAGUUAUAAAUAAGAAACGCGUGAAAAAAGUACGCCCCAUCCUUGUUAACAAGGGUGCCGAAAGCGUCUCUUCUCCUGUGAUCCUCGAAGCUCCAACUGCGAACCACUUCGAGACUAUUCACCCUAAAGACGACUUGGAGCUCUUACGCUCGAUUAGCAAGGAUGAUGUUCGCAAAUCCGAACAAGCCAAGGAAGAGAAGAAACAACCCGAGAAAUCUUCAAAGAAGAACAAGCAACAGAAACAAGAAAUCCCAGCUGAAAAACCGACCCCGCCUGCCGAACCUCAACCAGUCGAAAAAGACAAACCGAAAGAAGUCAAAACUGUUAACAGUGUUGCCACGGUUUCGUCCAACGAGCCCUUACCCAACACCGGCAAAGAAAAAAAGAAGAAAAAGGGCGAUUUUAACGCCAAACAACAGAUGAUUGUCCGGGAACAAAAAAGAGUUGCAGAAAGAGACCAAUUAAUAUACACUGUCCAACACAGCGAACUGUCUCGUACUGAAGUCCAACUUCUCAUCGAUCUUCUGCUUAACAAACAACUGGAAGCACCAGCUGUUAUUGAUGAUUGGAGCGAGGGAAAAUCCGAUCCAGUUCAAAAAUUAAAGAAACAACUAGCUGAAAAAGAGAAACUCCUGGCUGACGAGCAAGAAUUGCUCGUCGGAGUUCAAGCCAAACUAAAGGAGGUUCGCAGCGAACAGCUGCAAGAACGCAGCCAAUGGCAGCAGAAAGUCAGGGCUUCCGAGGAGGGCAAGAUUGAACUGGUAGCCAAUCACAACAGGUUACAGCAGAAGAUACAGGAAUUGGACGAUUUGAGGAACAAGGACCUUGUGCAGUUGCAAAGGCUGGUCGAUGACAAUAAUGCUUUGAAGAUGCAGAGGGACAGUGUGGUUAUUACGUGUCAAGAGACAGAGGCGCUUAUUCAUGGCCUAAAAACGGACAACACCAAUCUAAACAACGAACUGCAAAGACUUCAACAACAGUUCCAGGAACAGGCAGCCACCUACCAAUCGAAUGUUAUGCAACAAGAGGCGAUCUUACAAGAGGAAUUAAGAAUGUCCAAGGAGUAUAUUAUUGAUCUUGAGAGGAAGAGCGCCUUCGCCAUUCAAGCACACGCAGAAGAAAAACGAAUCUUAACGGACAAUAUGCACAAAGAGGAACAGAGAUUACAGGAGAUUAUUAAACAGUUGAAAUUAGAAAAUCGAAGAUUACAAGAAGAAAAAAGCAUCCAGAUGAACGGUUCCUCCGACGAUAACAAAGCCCACGAAGUCAAAAUGCUCAAUCUGACCAACGAACUAUCGUCUGUCAAAUCCGAACUGUCAUCGGUGAACCAGAGGUUCCACGAGGCCGAAAAGCAGUACCAAACGGAACUGAAGACAUCUAGCGACUGUUGCAGUCAACUACAAUCGGAAUUAGAAGAACAGAAAAAUAAAAAUAAUGAGUUGCGCAAAAAGAACUGGAAAGUGAUGGAAGCAUUAAACGCUGCAGAGAGCAGAAAUAAGCCAGCUACUGUAAAGACUUCGGAGUCUGUCGAUGUAGAUAAACUGUCGUCAGAGAUCAAGAACAAAGAACGCGACUCGCACAAAGAGUUCUUGCAAAGACUAUUCCCCAACCUGGAAGGACUAAAAUCAGUUUCUGUGGACGACUGGCAACCAGAAUACCAACGACUGAUACUGCAACACGUAUCGGACUUAGAGAAACAAACUUCCGUUGCCGUUUCCACUGGGGAUCAGGGCGAAGAGGUUGCAAAAUUAAAACGGGAAAUUUUGCGAUACCAGUCCAUAAUUGACGAUGCCGAUGGAGCGUUAAAGAAAUUAGAAUGUAACAUAGAACAAGAAGAAAGGAAGUGGAGGAAUCAGCUUGCCGAAAAAGAAGCAGAAUUGGAAGAGUUGAAGCAUAGACACGUCUGUCAGCCACGUGAAAGCCGUAGUUUAUCUAGUCCAGACGUAAACGGCAUUACAUUUGCCUACACAUGUAUUGAACGUUCUCUUCCGCAAAUUAUAGAAGAGCUACAAAAUAGAGUUACCUCCUUAGAGAAACAGUUAGAACAAGAGCGGAUAGAAAACCAGAGACUUUUAGAAGAACGUCAACAGAUCAGCAACAAGCAUGAAGUUAAGACGAUCCACGCGGAUUCUACAGCGACUAUAGAAAAAUUGUCAGAAGAAGUAGAUCGUUUGAAAGAACAAUUAAGAGUAGAACAGACUAAAAACGGUGAUACCAACGUUUACCAAAACGGAAAAUCUAGUUAAUAUCAACUGCAAUCUUCAAGAACAUGCCUGAAGAAUUGAAGUAUAGGUACUAAAUAAUUUUUUUUUCUAAUAAAUUAUAUUUAUUGUUACUCCAAUAAGAUUUAUCUUUUUUACUACAACCAUUCCUCCGAUAUUUUGUGCAAUAAGUUUUAUUAACCCUUUAUAUGGAACAGUAUUCUUCUACUUCUCUUUUUAUCUGUCUCUUUAUUGUUUCUUUAUAACAGAGUAAUAACUAAUUAUUUUACAUUGAUUUAAUUAAUAAUUAAUUUUUAAAAAACUCAUAAUAGGAAUGCUUGUCGCGAUUUAUAUUAUUUUUUAUAGCUUUAAGUUCUAUUGUAAUAAAUAAAAUAUAUUUAGCUUGGUAA
Sitophilus oryzae (rice weevil) is the source of this 3268-nucleotide messenger RNA. Its product is annotated as daple-like protein. Gene Ontology annotation, cellular component: endoplasmic reticulum membrane. NCBI's taxonomy places the organism in Eukaryota, Metazoa, Arthropoda, Insecta, Coleoptera, Curculionidae. Bases 213 to 2903 code for a protein of 896 amino acids. The record is from RefSeq and is a predicted model, not a curated record. The transcript is spliced from 19 exons.